Messenger RNA from Sporisorium graminicola, 582 nucleotides. RefSeq lists its product as uncharacterized. The record is from RefSeq and is a predicted model, not a curated record. The coding region runs from base 1 to 582 and encodes 193 amino acids. Gene Ontology annotation, cellular component: NatB complex. NCBI's taxonomy places the organism in Eukaryota, Fungi, Basidiomycota, Ustilaginomycetes, Ustilaginales, Ustilaginaceae. Gene Ontology annotation, molecular function: protein-N-terminal amino-acid acetyltransferase activity. The transcript has a single exon. Gene Ontology annotation, biological process: N-terminal peptidyl-methionine acetylation.
AUGUCGUUGCUGCGGCCGUUCCGAGCGACAGACUUGUUCAAGUUCAACAACGUCAACCUGGACCACUGGACGGAGACGUACUCGCUGUCGUUCUAUCUCUCCUAUCUCGCGCAGUGGCCGGACCUGUCGUUUAUCCAGACGGCACCUUCAUCCGCGCGGACGAUGGGGUACGUGAUUGGGAAAGCGGAAGGCCGUGAUCCACCCACAUCUUCCACCUCUUCGCGCAAGAAGGCAGAGCUGCCGACGCUGCACGGCCACGUGACGGCCAUCACGGUGGCUCCCGAAUACCGCCGCCUGGGUCUGGCAAACGGCCUGAUGCAGCUACUGGAAGACGUGUCGAGCAGAGUGUACAACGCAUGGUUCGUUGACCUCUUUGUUCGCCCCAGCAACACGACGGCGGUGCGCAUGUACGAAAAGAUGGACUACCACGUCUACAGAACCGUCACCGAGUACUACUACGGCGGUGGCGGCAAGGGUUCGAAGGACGAAGACGGGUUCGACAUGAGGAAAGCUCUGCCGCGAGACACGGAGGAGAGGACGAUUCGCAGAGACGGGCGCAAGUACGCUGUUGAUCCUCAGUAA